AUGACCGCUCGUUCCCCAAUGGAUGUACAUAGAGCAAAACAUCACAACUGGGAUAGGAAACCUGUCGACAUAGAGCUGGUUCUUGAUGCCCGAGAAAAGGCUCGAGAACAAAUGCUGAAUGCAGAAAAUAAAAAAUUGGAGAAGGAUAGAGCAGAGAGAAUGAAAAACCGAGUUAUUAAGAUGAUAAGUACCGUUGUUGCGACCGCUGCGCUGGAAAAAGCCGGGACAGGUGUAGAAACACAGCCAAAGUUGGUUCCUUUGAAGGUCGUCCCAUCGCCAACUGCGCUAGGCAUCUCAAAAUUCAGUAUUCUCAAUGUCGUGAAGAGCAGUGCACAUCAUCGAUCAAAGUCUCAAGGUUCGCCUCCUCCUCAUAGUGUACAUGCUGCUGGGAGUUACAAAAAGCAUCAGGCAAAAGUGUUCAUACCUCCCCCAAGCGAAGAAUUUGAUAGAAAUGUAGAGACUCAAAGCCGAGCUUUUGCCAUCGAAAAUGAAGUUGGGAACGCCGUACGACAAAGAUUGGACGUCGACAACGAAAUUGAGAGCCAAAGGAUAGCAUAUCUGUUUGAAAAAGGAGUAGAA
Molecule: messenger RNA, 579 nt
Organism: Strongylus vulgaris
Lineage: Eukaryota; Metazoa; Nematoda; Chromadorea; Rhabditida; Strongylidae
Source: the annotation of a GenBank genome assembly